Messenger RNA from Cetraspora pellucida, 249 nucleotides. The record is from the annotation of a GenBank genome assembly. NCBI's taxonomy places the organism in Eukaryota, Fungi, Glomeromycota, Glomeromycetes, Diversisporales, Gigasporaceae.
AUGAAUAAGCUUGAAAAUGUGUUAGAAGAACUAGAAAUGUCAUAUAAUUGUAUUAAAUUGUCAACAGAGGAAUAUGUAAAUGUAGAUGAUAAAUUACAAAUAAUAAAUACAUCAACUGAAGAAUCUGUUGUUAGAGAUAUUCUCAAAGAGCAAGUUGUGAAAAAGUAUCUUAAGCAAUCACAAUUUGCUACAGAAGAUGAUAUUUAUUUGUUACAACAAAUUAUUAAAAAGGCAGAAAGUUUUUACUGA